Molecule: messenger RNA, 2072 nt
Organism: Zerene cesonia (dogface butterfly)
Lineage: Eukaryota; Metazoa; Arthropoda; Insecta; Lepidoptera; Pieridae
Gene: AnnIX
Product: annexin B9
Exons: 8
Coding region: 161-1132 (323 amino acids)
Cellular component (GO): cytoplasm
Molecular function (GO): calcium-dependent phospholipid binding; calcium ion binding
Source: RefSeq, a predicted model, not a curated record
UUCGAUUGGCUAUAGUGAGUGAGAGGGCGAACAAAAACGCCACGGAACCGACCGACCUCACCGACUCGCCGAGUUCCAUACGUACGUAUUUAUUUCGGAUUUUGCCGCAAAGUAGCUUGGUUGGGUGUGUCGUCUAAUAAGAAAAAACAAGACUUUCAACAUGAGCGGACAACAGUACUACCCGUACAAGUGCACCCCCACGGUGUACCCAGCGGAUCCCUUCGACCCCGCUGCGGACGCGGAGACCCUCCGCAAGGCCAUGAAGGGCUUCGGCACAGAUGAGAAAGCAAUCAUCGAUGUGCUAUGCCGCCGUGGCAUCGUCCAGCGUUUAGAAAUCGCUGAGACCUUCAAGACCAACUAUGGCAAGGACUUGAUCAGUGAACUCAAGAGCGAGUUGAGCGGUAACUUGGAGAAUGUCAUCAUAGCCCUGAUGACUCCCCUCCCACACUUCUACGCCAAGGAACUUCAUGAUGCCGUAGCGGGAAUCGGUACUGAUGAAGAGGCCAUCAUUGAGAUUCUCUGCACGCUGUCCAACUAUGGCAUCCGCACUAUCUCUGCGUUCUAUGAACAACUGUACGGCAAGAGCUUAGAAUCGGAUCUGAAGGGGGACACAUCUGGUCACUUCAAGAGGCUUUGCGUGUCUCUUUGUAUGGCCAAUCGUGAUGAGAACCAAGGUGUAGAUGAAGGUGCGGCAAAGGAUGAUGCUCAGGCCUUGGCCAGCGCUGGUGAAGGCCAGUGGGGAACUGACGAAUCAGUCUUCAACUCUAUCCUUAUCACACGCUCGUAUCAGCAAUUGAGACAGAUCUUUGCGGAAUUCGAGGCUCUGACUGGUAAAGAUAUCGAAGAGUCCAUCAAGAAGGAAUUUUCUGGAAGCGUCGAGAAGGGCAUGCUUGCUAUCGUAAAAUGCGUUAAGAGCAAAGUAGGCUUCUUCGCUGAGCGCCUAUACUACUCCAUGAAAGGUUUGGGAACAACCGACAAGACACUCAUUAGGAUCGUAGUCAGUCGGUCAGAGAUCGACCUUGGAGAUAUCAAACAGGCAUUCCUCGAGAAGUACGGCAAGCCUUUGGAAGACUGGAUUGCUGGCGACACUUCCGGCGAUUACAAGAAGGCCUUACUGACCCUUGUUGAAUAAAUUGUGGCCUGCGGUCAGGACUUCAACGAAUAAGAUAAAACACUUAAAUUCCUUUAAGUUCGUCAAUUGUUAGGCUAUAUAGGUUUUUGAACGGAUACGCACUGAUUUAAUACUACCACAAACAAUGGAGUCAGUGCCAUUUAGGUUAUCUGUGGCGGGUGUAAAUUUUUUGAAGAUCUGUAUAUUUUGCUUGCUCAUUGUCAUAACUUUCUCUGCACAGUAGCUAACAGCUUAAUAUCGUGACGUGCACGGGGUUGGGUUGUUUUAAAACGCUUUUACAAGUAGUUGUCAAUUUUUCAGGAGGAGUUAGGAGGCCCUCUCGGUCACCUCCUUUCGACAAUGUGUUACUAAGGCUUCAGAACAGAUAAAAAUAACGAGCGUCAUAACCCCGUUACAAGCUCGAUUUUAAGUGAUAGCAGUCUAUUGUGCCCUAUUUACCUUCGGUGCAAUAUACUUAAACGAUGCAUUUUACAUAUUUUAUUUUAAGUUAUUUUUGUAUAUCAUGUAUAAUUUAUAAUCUCGAUAUAAUCUCGAAUGCACGCUGUGUGAUUUGUCUAUAGAAUUUAUGGGCCAGUAUCUACACGUUUUAUUUUGCUGUAGUUACAGUGUUUUUCAAUAUCUUUGCAGGAAGACCUAACUGGUGACUUCAGGAAUGUGCUAGUCACACUUUGUGCUUAAUCCUGCAAAAUCUUAUUGUUUUAUGUUAAAAGCUAUUAGUUUUAAAGUGGUUUUGCUACCUGCAUGUUUUGCGGAUCCUUGUUAGAAAGUAAAUUGUAAUGUAAUAUUUUGCAGGAUGAUACUAAAGGGGACUACAAACGCGUGUUACUCACACUUGUCUCGUAAGAAAAGGCAUAAUAAGAAAAAAUCUUUCACUAAGCUAAGUUCAGUAUGAAACUGCCUUAAAUGUUAAUGUUAUAGAAUAUAUUUGCUUGAUAUUUUU